AUGACCUCCGCUCCACACAAUGCUCGUCUGAGCUUCGAUCCAUCGGUACUUCCUAUUGCGCAGUUGGAAUCGCUAAAGUUCAAGGCGAACCAAAUGAUCGAGUCAAUACAGCUCCUUCAGCGAACGAUCGAGGUCGGUGGACAGAAUGUAAUGCCUGCGUGGCCGGAUAUAUUAUCAAAAUACAACAUUCUACUCUCGCAGUCCCAUAGUCUUUCUAUGUCGUUGCUUGGACCGGGCCACAACACGACGUCUUCACAGACACCAGGGAAUCAAUUCGAAAGACUGGCACUUCAUCCAAGAGUAGCGAUGACAGACCAACAGCUCGACAACGAGCUCAUCCCACUCCUCCGCAAUCAACAGACGACCGAUGUGCUCAAAAUAGAGAAUGAUAUCGUGCGUCACCUCUCUGAGCAUAUGGAAACCAAGGGCUCCGUGGGCGUACUUAAUCAAAAUGCAAAUACAAGUGGUAAUGCGCUAGGGAGGCGGCCUGAGUAUGAAGAUGUUCUGCGCGAGUGCGAGCAAAUUCGAGCCGAGCAUGAUGAAAGGAUCGACCGGGCUGUACGGGCAGUCUCUAUGCUUCGCGAGAAAUACGACUGGAAAGCUCGUGUUGCUGUCGACCAGGAGGAGCCCGAGGAGCUUGAAUGGGAUCCUCGCUUGGAUGCUGAGCCUUCGGGUCAAGCGCUUCCGAAUCGUGCUGGCGCUCGAGGCGAGAGCGAAGAUACUCCAAACGGAAGGCAAAGCAAUGAUAGCGAUGAAGAGGAGGAACUGGAAGAGGUGCUUGGGAACGGGGACGACCAAACACCCGAUGCUACACCUGGCGCAGGAGCGCCCCCCGAGAUGGCCGGGAAGUAG
This is a messenger RNA of Fibroporia radiculosa, 852 nucleotides long. RefSeq lists its product as uncharacterized. Lineage: Eukaryota; Fungi; Basidiomycota; Agaricomycetes; Polyporales; Fibroporiaceae. The transcript has a single exon. Bases 1 to 852 code for a protein of 283 amino acids. The record is from RefSeq and is a predicted model, not a curated record.